CGCGACAGACACCAAUGCCAAAGCCAUAUAUAUAGACAGUCCUUGGAUAUACGCGACUUUGACCGCUAGGGCUGCAUUCUUCUCUACACCUAGCAAACAUUCUUGAAAUGACAGAGAAGAUCAACAGUUUCGAGGACAACCUCAUGCCUCGUUCCACUAUACGCAACUGCGCCAAAGCUGUUCUCAAGGCCGAUGCGCCCAUACAGAAAGAGGCCUUGCUUGCUCUCACGAAAGCAUCAACUGUAUUCAUCUCCUAUCUGACAGCACAAGCGAACGAGAUUGCCAUCUCAAGAAAACGAAAGACGAUCAUGCCCGUUGAUGUGUUCGAGGCACUAAAGGUCAUUGAAUUUGAGCGUUUCGUCGAUGAUCUCAAGAAAGAACAUGAAGAGCAAGACGCAUUGCGGAAGGAGAAGAGAAACCAGAAAAGGCCCACAGAGGAAGACGCUGCUACUCAAGCCUCGCAAGCCGAAGAAGGCACACAGAGCAAGAGGCCUAGGCUCGAGGAAGCUGCUGAUCCUGACGACGUCCGCGGAGAGGAGGAUUCGCAGUCCGAUACAGACGAAGAAGCGGAAGGAAAAGAAGAUGAGAAUGAAAACGAUGAAGUGGAUGAUGCGGAUGACGCCGAUGAGACCCUCUUUCAAGGAGAGGAUACUUCUACCAGAGCCGACGACCUCGCAGGUGAAGCCAUUGCCGAGUCGCAAGACGGCCCUACUCGAGAUGCACUUGACUAUGACGAAGCACUGGACAACGGAGACGAGAGUGACUGAAGUCAGUAUCAUAGACUGUUGUUAUUGAAGCCACUCAUGCCAUCCCAGAUUGGACGCGAACACUGAAGAUCACGAAGCCU
This is a messenger RNA of Protomyces lactucae-debilis, 847 nucleotides long. RefSeq names its product histone-fold-containing protein. NCBI's taxonomy places the organism in Eukaryota, Fungi, Ascomycota, Taphrinomycetes, Taphrinales, Protomycetaceae. The transcript is spliced from 3 exons. Gene Ontology annotation, cellular component: CHRAC; epsilon DNA polymerase complex. Gene Ontology annotation, molecular function: chromatin DNA binding; protein heterodimerization activity. The record is from RefSeq and is a predicted model, not a curated record. Gene Ontology annotation, biological process: heterochromatin formation; leading strand elongation; DNA damage response. The coding region runs from base 108 to 767 and encodes 219 amino acids.